This is a messenger RNA of Tripterygium wilfordii, 6245 nucleotides long. RefSeq names its product mediator of RNA polymerase II transcription subunit 14. Gene Ontology annotation, biological process: regulation of transcription by RNA polymerase II. Lineage: Eukaryota; Viridiplantae; Streptophyta; Magnoliopsida; Celastrales; Celastraceae. Gene Ontology annotation, molecular function: transcription coregulator activity. The record is from RefSeq and is a predicted model, not a curated record. Gene Ontology annotation, cellular component: core mediator complex; mediator complex. The transcript is spliced from 8 exons. Bases 312 to 5789 code for a protein of 1825 amino acids.
AUUUCGCCCAAAUCAGGGAGUAUUACAGAACUCUCAUGAGAGAGGGGUUUGUGUGCUCUCAACUGUUCCUCUAUCACCUUCAAACCCUAAUUUCCAUUAUUUUCAAUCUACGGAUCUCCGCCUCCAACACUGCCUGCCUUUCUCUAGAAACCUUCGCCGAUCGGUUUUUGUAGUAUUCGUCUGUUCGUUUUGGGUUUAACUACGCAGUCUGAUUGAGUUACGGCAAAAGACAGACGGUGGAGAGAGCGGAUUCGCGUCUUCUCGACGGAGAAAAGAAAUUCAUAAUCUUGAUUUUUUUUGCUUAGCGAACAAUGGCCGAGUUAGGGCAACAGACGGUGGGGUUCUCGACACUGGUUAGUCAUGCGGCAGAGGAAUCGUUCUUGUCACUGAAGGAGCUGGUUGAGAAAUCCAAGUCCACGGAGCAGUCUGAUUCGGAGAAAAAGAUUAAUCUUCUUAAAUACCUUGUUAAGACCCAGCAGCGCAUGCUCAGGCUCAAUGUUCUUGCCAAAUGGUGCCAACAGGUUCCGCUCAUACAGUACUGUCAGCAACUUGCAUCAACUCUAUCCAGUCACGAUACGUGUCUUGUCCAAGCUGCAGAUUCAUUGUUUUUCAUGCAUGAGGGACUUCAGCAAGCUCGUGCUCCUGUGUAUGAUGUUCCAUCUGCUAUUGAAGUCCUAUUAACAGGGUCUUAUGAGCGAUUGCCAAAAUGUAUAGAAGAUGUGGGCAUGCAGACCACAUUGACAGAGGAUCAGCAAAAACCAGCUUUAAAGAAGCUGGACAUGCUUGUUCGAUCUAAAUUACUUGAAGUUUCAUUGUCCAAAGAAAUUUCUGAGGUUAAAGUUUUUGAUGGAACUGCGCUACUUCGUGUGGAUAGGGAAUUUAAGGUGUUAGUUACUCUAGGCUAUCGAGGCCACCUAUCAAUGUGGAGGAUACUGCAUUUGGAGCUCCUUGUCGGUGAGAGAAAUGGACUUGUAAAGCUGGAAGAAACACGACGGCAUGCUCUUGGAGAUGAUUUAGAGCGCAGAAUGGCUGCUUCAGAUAAUCCAUUUGGGAUAUUGUACUCUGUACUCCAUGAGCUUUGUGUUGCCCUUGUUAUGGACACUGUCAUAAGGCAAGUGCAAGCCCUUCGGCAAGGAAGAUGGAAGGAUGCUAUUCGGUUUGAGCUUAUAUCUGAUGGUAAUGUGGGUCAUGGAGGUAGUUCAAAUUCUCUUCAACCAAACCAAGAAGGAGAAGGUGAUUCAGCUGGUUUACGAACUCCAGGGUUAAAAAUUAUUUACUGGCUAGAUCUGGAUAAAACCUCUAGCACAUCUGAACCAUCAACAUGUCCAUUUAUAAAGAUUGAACCUGGACUAGAUUUGCAGAUAAAAUGUCUUCAUAGCACAUUUGUUAUAGACCCAUUAACUGGAAAAGAGGCAGAAUUUUCUAUAGAUCAGAGUUGCAUUGAUGUUGAGAACUUGCUGCUUAGAGCUAUAUGUUGUAAUAGGUAUACUCGACUACUUGAAAUUCAGAAGGAUCUGGGGAAAAAUGUUCAGAUCUGUCGUGCUGCAGGUGAUGUUGUUCUUCAGUCCCACUUGGAAGAACCUGAUGUUGACUAUAAAAUGAAAGAUAACAAAUCCACUACCAGGGAAUAUGACGGACAGGAAGUACUACGUGUGCGUGCCUAUGGCUCUUCGUUUUUCACCCUUGGCAUAAAUAUAAGGAAUGGUCGCUUUCUUCUACAGUCAUCCCGAAAUAUUCUGGGACCUUCGGCACUGUUAGAAUGUGAAGAUGCUUUAAAUCAGGGGAGUAUGGCUGCAGCAGAAGUAUUUAUGAGCUUAAGAAGCAAAAGUAUUUUGCAUUUAUUUGCAUCUAUUGGAAGAUUUUUAGGUCUUGAGGUAUAUGAACAUGGUUAUGGUGCGUUAAAAGUACCCAAAAACCUUUUGGAAGGUUCAAAUAUAUUGUUGAUGGGAGUUCCGGACUGUGGGGGCUCUUAUUUCCUACUGUUGCAGCUUGACCAAGAUUUCAAACCCCUGUUUCGAUUGCUAGAAACUCAACCCAGCCAAUCUGGAAGGACUCAUUCUCUGAAUGACUCAAGUAAUGUGUUGCGUAUAAUGAAAAUUGACAUUAGCCAGAUACGGAUGCUUGAAGAUGAGCUGAAUCUUAGUCUACUGGACUUGGAAAAAUUAAAUUAUUUUCUACCUAUUGCUGGUGGCUCCAAUUCGGCUUCAGAUCAUGCUCUUCUUUCUGAAUUGAACUUUGAGGGUGCUGUGCAAAUUGCAGGAUAUCCACCAUCAAGUUUUUCAUCUGUUGUCGAUGAAGUGUUUGAACUUGAGAAAGGGGCAUGUGCUCCUCCUUUUCAUGUUCAGAACAUUUCUUCUUCAUUCGGUGCAUCUCCUGCUCCUCAUUUGGGCUCUAUUCCAACAAAUCUUCACUCUGUAAAUCCUGGAACUCCCCCUCCAAAGUGGGAGGUGCCCCAGAAUAAUGCGAAAUCUUCGAGUUUGGCCUCCCACUACCAUGGCUCCUUGUAUUCAUCUAGCAAUAUCAAGGGGCCAGUGCACUCCCAUUCUUUCAAUUCACUAUCUUCCGGCCCAGCAGGAAGCACUGCUGUGAAGAAACUGUCAGGUUCAAAAUCAGAUCAGGAUUUGGUAUCGCUUAAAUCUCCUAAUUCAGUUGAGCUUAGCUCUACUACUGCAAUGGAUGAAGAACAGCUGAGAUUUUUGAAUGAUUCAUCGAAGGAUGCAGUGUCAGUGGGUAGGUCAUCUAGGCUAUCAUCUUCACCACAGUUAACUGGCCCCCGAGUUUCGUUACCUAGUGCUAGACCUAAUGGUGCCAGAAGUUCACCUGGUGGUCUCUCAGAUGGAUCUUUAAGAAUUGGUGGAAUGAAUUUUUCCGGAACAACUUCUGCAGCCCAUGCAGCGGAUCCUGCAUGUAUUCACAGCUCAAGUCAUUAUGUUGUUUCCAAACCUGACAGUAAUCCACGAAAGCGAAUGGUUUCAGAUGUGUUGAAUUUUAUUCCAUCACUCAGGGGCAUUGGAUCCAAUGCAGGACCUUCUAAGAGAAGAAAAAUCUGUGAAUCAGCUCUUGCACAGCGGCCAUCACCACAGGCGUUGAUCACAACAGAAACUGUCUAUAAAAAGGAAGUAUACAGUUAUGGGAAUCUUAUAGCUGAAGCAAAUAAAGGGAAUGCUCCUCCCAGCAUUUAUGUUUCUACUCUUCUCCAUGUGGUCAGGCAUUGUUCUCUUUGUAUUAAGCAUGCCAGACUAACUAGCCAGAUGGACGCUCUGGAUAUUCCUUAUGUUGAAGAAGUGGGUCGUAGAAGUGCGUCCUCAAAUAUAUGGUUUCGCCUUCCAUUUGCCAGAGCUGAUACAUGGCCGCAUAUAUGCUUGCGACUUGGCAGACCUGGAAGCAUGUAUUGGGACGUCAAAAUAAACGAUCAACACUUCAGAGAUUUAUGGGAACUUCAGAAAGGAAGCAAUAACACAUCAUGGGGUUCUGGUGUUCGCAUUGCUAACACAUCUGAUAUAGAUUCACAUAUCCGUUAUGAUCCAGAUGGCGUUGUCUUGAGUUAUCAGUCUGUUGAAGCAGAUAGUAUAAAGAAGUUAGUGGCAGAUAUUCGAAGACUAUCUAAUGCUAGAAUGUUUGCCCUUGGAAUGAGGAAGUUGCUUGGUGUACGAGCUGAUGAGAAAUCAGAAGAUAGCAAUGUAAACUCUGAUAUGAAAGCACCAGUUGGAGGAAAAGGUGUUUUUGAAGCUAUGGAUAAAAUGUCGGAGCAGAUGAGGAGGGUAUUUAGAAUCGAGGCAGUUGGACUAAUGAGUUUGUGGUUUAGCUUUGGUUCGGGUGUGCUAGCUCGUUUUGUUGUUGAGUGGGAAUCGGGGAAAGAGGGUUGCACUAUGCAUGUUUCCCCUGACCAACUUUGGCCUCAUACUAAGUUCUUGGAAGAUUUCAUAAAUGGGGCUGAAGUUGCAUCCCUUUUGGACUGUAUUCGCCUUACUGCUGGACCCUUGCACGCUCUUGCAGCAGCAACUCGACCGGCACGAGCUGGUCCAGUUCCUGGAGCCCCUGGUGUAGCAGCUUUUGGUUCUAUCCCGAAACAGGCUGGGUAUGUCCCACCACAAGGACUUCUGCCCAGCAAUUCCACUUCAAAUAUUGGUCAAUCCUCUUCUGGCCCCAUAGGGAACCCUCCUGUAUCAACUGCUGCUAGUUCUCUUGGAAAUCAUAGCCUUCAUGGCGCUGCAAUGUUAGCUGCUGCUGGGCGAGGUGGUCCUGGCAUUGUCCCCAGCUCGCUAUUGCCCAUCGAUGUUUCCGUGGUGCUACGUGGUCCCUACUGGAUACGAAUCAUUUACCGCAAGCAUUUUGCAGUUGAUAUGCGCUGCUUUGCUGGCGAUCAGGUUUGGUUGCAACCAGCAACACCGCCAAAGGGAGGCCCAUCAGUUGGUGGAUCAUUACCUUGUCCACAAUUUCGACCUUUCAUUAUGGAGCAUGUUGCCCAAGAAUUGAAUGGAUUAGAACCUGGUUUCACCAGUGGUCAACAGGUGGUUGGGCUGGGAAAUUCAAGCAAUCAGAAUCCAGUUUCAGGCUCACAAUUGUCUAGUGCAAAUGGAAAUCGAGUUGGCCUGCCAGGCUCAGUUGCGAUAUCUAGGGCUGGUAGCCACGCUACCGGUGUGAACCGUGUUGGGAAUGCUCUUUCAGUAUCAUCAAAUUUGGCAAGUGUUUCCACUGGAUUGCCUGUACGUAGAUCCCCAGGGACUGGUGUCCCAGCACAUGUGAGAGGAGAAUUGAAUACAGCUAUUAUUGGUCUAGGUGACGAUGGAGGGUAUGGAGGUGGAUGGGUUCCCCUUGUUGCUCUCAAGAAGGUUCUAAGAGGUAUUCUUAAGUACCUUGGCGUGCUCUGGCUAUUUGCGCAGUUACCAGACCUUUUGAAAGAGAUCCUAGGGUCAAUUUUGAAAGACAAUGAAGGAUUGCUUUUAAAUUUGGACCAGGAACAGCCAGCAUUGCGAUUCUUUGUGGGGGGAUAUGUGUUUGCAGUAAGUGUUCACAGAGUUCAACUUCUUCUUCAAGUCCUUAGUGUUAAGCGUUUCCAUCAUCAGCAGCAGCAACAACAGCAAAACUCUGCAAGUGCACAAGAGGAACUAUCUCAAUCUGAAAUAGCAGAGAUAUGUGACUAUUUCAGUCGUCGUGUUGCAUCAGAGCCCUAUGAUGCUUCUCGUGUUGCAUCAUUCAUUACACUCCUUACCUUGCCCAUUUCAGUUUUAAAGGAGUUUUUAAAAUUAAUUGCAUGGAAGAAAGGAUUAACUCAGACCCAAGGUGGAGAAGUAGCUCCUGCACAGAAACCUCGUAUUGAAUUAUGUCUGGAAAAUCACAAUGGCUUCAAAAUGGAUGAGAACUCUGAAAACUCAACCACAGCCAAGAGUAACGUCUACUAUGAUCGGCCUCAUAACUCCGUUGAUUUUGCAUUGACUGUUGUUCUUGAUCCUGCUCACAUACCUCAUCUAAAUGCCGCUGGUGGUGCUGCUUGGUUGCCUCACUGUGUGUCUGUGCAAUUGAGAUAUUCAUUUGGUGAAAACUCUAAUGUUUCUUUCCUUGGUAUGGAAGGAAGCCAUGGAGGCCGAGCUUGCUGGGUGCGUGUUGAUGACUGGGAGAAAUGUAAACAGAGAGUUGCUCGAACAGUGGAAGUUAAUGGGAGUUCUGCUGGAGAUGUUGCUCAAGGAAGGUUAAGAAUUGUUGCAGAUAGCGUGCAAAGGACACUUCAUUCUUGCCUUCAAUGCCUGAGGGAUGGCAGUGGAGUUAUUUCAAGUUCCGGGCCGACAUGAGCUUUGGGACACUGCUAACCAGUAGAUAUCUUUAAUGAUUUGGGAUGUUAGUGGGAGUGCUUUCUUUCAGCUGCCAUUAGGUUUGAUGACCUCAUUACAGAUGCAAGUCCUGGUGACAUGAUUCUCUGGUGAAGAUUUGAGCAACUAUGUUACUGAUUUUGCAGCAGACUGGUAAUGAAAUUGCUGUUGGUGUGGUGUGUUCUAUAAAGAGUAGCUUGGUUGAUUUUGUGAUAGGUUAUACCCUGUUGUUGGAGAUAAGGUUAAUGUUAGCAGUCGUUUCCCCGUACAGAGAUAACACUUGGUAGACAGAUUUUGUAAAAAAAAUAAAUUCUGUUAAGAGCUGUUGUAUAAUUCAAUGGACAUUAGCAAGAUGUCUAAUUGGUCUCUAGAGUACCCUUUUGGAGUGUGUUUGGACAUCAAUGAUUCAAUGAUCACAUGUUUUUAACCCAAUAUCUA